UUCAAAGCCGCUUCCGCAUUCGAGGUGGUAAGACAUAUGUCGUUUUUUUCUAUGAGAGCCUGAAAGAAGUAAACAAAAUAAACGGAAAUAUGGAAAUCGACAACGUUAAAGAAAUAACAGACAAGUUAGGGGGAUCUCUGUCUAUAGACACGGGAAAGAUGGACAAAUAUGAAAGAUACAAGCAAGAGGGGAAAGAGGCUGCACUGGGUGGUAAUCUAAAUCGUGCGCUCGAGCUGUUUCAGAAGGCUUACCAACUGCAUCCAAGUGACAAACUAAAAAAACGGGUCCAGGCCAUACAGGAGCUAGUACAAAGAGAAGAUGAGGAAGAGGAAGAAGAAGAAGAAGAUUUUGUGAAUGUAAACGGUUGUGGAUUAAACCUGUAUAAAGGGCUCUAUGACAAACUCUAUGACCAUCAGAAAGAGGGCGUGGCGUUCCUGUACAGCCUUCACAGAGAUGGAAGGAAAGGUGGAAUCCUGGCAGACGACAUGGGCCUUGGCAAGACCAUUCAGGUCAUCUCAUUCUUGUCAGGGAUGUACGAUGCAGAACUGGCCAAUCACACGCUGUUAGUCAUGCCAACCUCGCUUAUAAAGAACUGGGUGCGCGAGUUUGCCAAGUGGACCCCUGGUAUGCGAGUAAAAGAGUUUCACGGUUCCAGCAAAGCUGAGCGUAACAGAAACUUGGAGCGGAUCCAGCGCAGAGGUGGAGUCGCUAUUACCACCUACCAGAUGCUCAUCAACAAUUACGAGCAACUUGGAACAUACGAAAACCGUGAGUUCCGCUGGGACUACGUCAUCCUGGAUGAGGCACACAAAAUCAAAACAUCAUCCACUAAAACUGCUAAAAGCGCUCACGCUAUCCCGGCACGACACCGGGUGCUGCUGACCGGUACUCCGGUUCAGAACAACCUUCGAGAGAUGUGGGCGCUGUUUGACUUUGCCUGCCAGGGGUCACUGCUGGGAACCUCCAAAACGUUCAAAACCGAGUAUGAGAACCCGAUCACACGUGCACGAGAGAAAGAUGCCACGCCUGGAGAGAAAGCUCUUGGAUUGAGGAUCUCUCAAAACUUAAUGGACAUCAUCAAACCCUAUUUCCUUAGAAGGACAAAAGCAGAUGUUCAGGACAAAAAGGACAAACGUUCCGAUGAUGGUGACCAGGAUAAGGAGGAUCAAGAGAACAAAUGUCCAAACGCUGAUGGAGGCGCAGAAAUGCCAUCGCUGACACGAAAAAACGACCUCAUAGUGUGGACGUACCUGAGCUCAGUUCAGGAAGACAUUUAUAACCAGUUCCUCUCACUGGACCGAAUUAAGGAGCUGCUGAUGACUACAAGGUCCCCACUUGCUGAGCUCACAGUGCUAAAAAAGCUCUGCGACCAUCCCAGACUCCUCUCUGCUCGAGCUGUAACUCAGCUAGGCCUUGAGCAGGGUUGUGACUCCAACGAUCCAGAUGAUGAAAGCGAGUCUGCAGUGAGUCAGAUUGAUCGUAUUUCAGAUGAGACUUUGAUUGGCGAGUCAGGAAAGCUGCUGUUUCUGGUGUCUCUAAUGGAAUGUCUCCGUGAGGAGGGGCAUCGUACGCUGAUCUUCUCCCAGUCCAGGAAGAUGCUGGACAUCAUGGAGCGUGUCCUGCGCAACAGAGGCUUUCGUUUGCUGCGAUUGGAUGGCACUGUGACACACCUAGCAGAGAGGGAGAAACGUAUAACGCUGUUCCAGACAGACAGACGCUACACCAUCUUUCUCCUGACCACUCAGGUGGGUGGGGUCGGCAUCACGCUGACAGCAGCUAACCGUGUCGUGAUUUUUGACCCGAGCUGGAACCCUGCGACAGAUGCCCAAGCCGUGGACCGCGCCUACCGCAUUGGCCAAACCGAAAAUGUCAUCAUCUACCGUCUCAUCACCUGUGGCACUGUGGAGGAGAAGAUUUACCGCAGACAGGUGUUUAAAGACUCUCUCAUACGGCAGACCACCGGCGAUAAGAAGAACCCCUUCCGUUACUUCAGCAAGCAAGAGCUGCGAGAACUCUUUACACUCCAGGACACACGCUCGUCAUCCACCCAGCAGCAACUUCAGGCCAUGCACUCGCAUCAUCGUCGCUCCGACACCAAACUAGACCACCACAUAGCUCAGCUUUACGCUAUGGAGAUGUUUGGCAUCUCCGAUCACGACCUCAUGUUUACUAAAGAAGCAGCGGCCGAUGAAGAUGACCCUGAGAACGCAGAGUCACACGAAUACAUACAAACACGUGUCCAGAAAGCCCAAGAGCUUAUGCAGGCAGAAUCAGAACUGCACGGACAGCUGAUGGACAGCGUUGCCCAGAACACUGAGCCCGCUUGGCUUAGGCAAUCAGGGCAGCGUGGCAUACAGACGUCUGCCGGUAGAGACCGGCCAGCCCCUCCCCGUCCCAAAUACGAGCCGGUCACAGUAGAUCUGACUCAUUACAGUAUAGAUGAGCCAGAGUUUGAGGAGGAAGAGGUGCUGGACUCUCAGUCUGGUGAGGAAGUACAGGUUGUAGGUGAAGACGAAGAGGAAGAUGUAUCUCCUUGGUCAGCUGGAGAAAAGAACUCGUCUGCUAUGAAGACAGAUGUUACUAAUGACAGCCAACCUGUGAUCUUGCUAGAUGACGAGUAUGACAACAAUACAGCAUCUGAGCACCAAAACUCUGGACAUGGCUUGUCAAAUCACUCUCACCAGUUUUCCAAGCUCGAAGAAGUUUCGGUAGUGUCUGAUCCACUUGAUAACGACUCAGAGAAAGACCUUUCUGUAGUGUCUGAUCCACAUGAUACUGAAAAAGACCUUUCUGAAGUGUCUGAUCCACAUGACAAUGAAAAAGACCUUUCUGUAGUGACUGAUCCACAUGAUACUGAUAAAGACAUUUCUGAAGUGUCUGAUCCACUUGACACUGACAAAGCUCAGACCGAAGCUCCCCAUUCAAUAGUGCUUUCAUCACCCCCAUCUCCAGUGGAUUCUCCUAAAACAGGAGUGGAGUUGCUUCAAGGAAACUUCAACCUGCAGCUUGAGGACAGCGCAGAUAUGUUUUCAGCUGAGGAUGAAGCAGGUAAUGAGGAGGAAGAGUCUGUGGCAGAUGACAGUCCUGGGUUUCAGCUUCAGAUGGAUGUCAGUGGAGAACGACUGGGAGAACCAAGCAUCCACAACAGCAGAAGAAUCAGCCACUAUAAUGACAGCAAUGUCAGCAAGCAUAAAUCUCCUGUAAGGCAGCAUUCUGCUUUGGGCACACCAGCAGAUGAAUCAAUCCUGCAUUCUGUUCGGAGACGAAAAAAGAUACAGAUCAUCUCAGACAGUGAAGAAGAAGAAGAUGGGGAAGAGGAGGAAUUGGAAAAGCCAUGUUUAUUUAGCAGCCCCUUGAUUGAUGGCCACAGCAAGCUGGGCUCCUCCACACCAAAAUCCGCUGUGACCGACAGCACACGACUCAGGCGCAGCUUGAAUGCUUCAGUGGCAUCGAGAAGGUCUUUCGUUAUGUCUGUGUUAGACAACGAGUCCGACGAGGAAUCGGCAGAGCGUAGCGAAGGAGAAAAUGAGUCCUAUCAGAUAUCUGAAGCCAGUGAAACUCACGCAGAUGAAUCUGUGAUGGAAGAGGAGGAGCCGAGUGGACUGACUCUAAACUCAGAUGAGUGUGAUGAGGAGGCGGAACCUGAAGAGAGCUUGGAGACAACAGAAGAGAAUCAGGAAGAAUCCACUGCGGAUGUUGAAUUAGAGUCAAAUGAAAUGAUGGAUCAGUGUGCUCCAAAACCAAAUGCUCUUUCUGUUGAAACCAUCAGCAUUGAUGCUCCUGCGAAGGCCCCUGAAAAUACAUACGAGUCUCUGGUGCUUUCCGGGAAACGUUGUUUGGCGGAUGGUAGGAAGCAAGAAGCUCUGGAUUACUUUUUGAAGGCAAUUGACCUAAAUAUAGGUGAUGCUGAGAUUCAACUCCUGAUUAUUCAGUUGUACAGACAACUCAGUCAACCGGGACAAUAAAACAAACAUGCAAUCUUGACAUUUUUGUAAUGUAUAGAAACUUUAAUUUUGGUCUUUCUUUCUCCCUCUCUGUGUCGCACUUGUUCACCUGUUGACAUGAAAAGAAUGGACGCUAGCUAAAUGACAUAACCAGUCAAAAGCAAAAUAUUGUAUUUGUUAAUACACGGUAUUUUUCUCUUUGUUUAUUUUCACUUAAUUUGUAUUCUACUCCGUUGUUUAAGAUAUUGUUCCAUUUGUCAAGUUCAGAUCCACAAUAUAUAUCGUGGAGAAAAAUAAAUUGACAAAAAGGUUUCAUAUUUUG
Misgurnus anguillicaudatus (oriental weatherfish) is the source of this 4266-nucleotide messenger RNA. It is a transcript of the gene ercc6l, whose product is annotated as excision repair cross-complementation group 6-like. Gene Ontology annotation, molecular function: DNA translocase activity; protein binding; ATP binding. Lineage: Eukaryota; Metazoa; Chordata; Actinopteri; Cypriniformes; Cobitidae. The record is from RefSeq and is a predicted model, not a curated record.